Schizosaccharomyces japonicus yFS275 is the source of this 3980-nucleotide messenger RNA. Its product is annotated as uridine diphosphate-N-acetylglucosamine transporter Hut1. Gene Ontology annotation, molecular function: UDP-galactose transmembrane transporter activity. Lineage: Eukaryota; Fungi; Ascomycota; Schizosaccharomycetes; Schizosaccharomycetales; Schizosaccharomycetaceae. Gene Ontology annotation, biological process: UDP-galactose transmembrane transport; transmembrane transport; UDP-glucose transmembrane transport into endoplasmic reticulum. Gene Ontology annotation, cellular component: endoplasmic reticulum membrane. The transcript has a single exon. The coding region runs from base 1379 to 2359 and encodes 326 amino acids. The record is from RefSeq and is a predicted model, not a curated record.
UGAAGGUUGUAAAAUAGAGUUGUCGGGUGUUGAGGGGAAUUCGGUUAGUGAAGGGUCCUAAGAAGUGCGUGCUGUCCCGCGUUGCUUAGAUAACUGUAAUUUAUCUAAGCGAACAGUAAAUGCUACUUCGAAACAUGCGCAGGCUGCUUAUAGGGACAGAGGAAAGAUUCCAUGGUUCCGUUACAAGCCCAAAAAAACAAAUCCAUUCUAGAUUACAGGUUAAGUCCCUCUUUUCUCCUGCUCCUUUUUCCGCAGUUCCCCCAACUUCAAUUCAGUAAUAAAGAUUGGCUCCGUCGUCGUCAUCGUCUUCGACGUCGUCGCCUUCUCCAUUGUCGAAGUAGUUAUCUCCGUAGUCGUUGUUUUCGUCGUCGCCAAAGUCAUCAUCUUCCUCUUCAAACUCAUCAGCGGCGCGCUCUUCUUCGGCGGUUGCUGCUGCUCGAGGAUCGUCCCGGAGAUCUUCUGCUUUAAUGGUAAAGUCGAUGAAUGUUUUCAUAUCAAGCUGCUUUGCAGAGUGCUUCUGUCCAUUUUCCGACGUACGCACAAAAACAGAAUGGAGCUCUUCGGGAAACAGACGUGGGUCCAAGUUAAGGUCGGAAAGGUGGAGGAAGUAGCCCUUGUGUUUUGGUUUUGUUUUGUCGCUGUACCGUUCGAGUCCGUCUUCGUUUUCCUGCUCGCUCUUUAACGACUUGAGACGAAUGUAGAAAGGGCUUUCUUUUUUGAACGUGUGCUGGAUUUCUCGUAAGAACCGCUGUUCCAGAAACUCGUGGGGUUGUACUCCUCUUGGAACGGGUAUCUCUCGGUCGGGAAAUCCUUUUACAGGAUCUGUCAUGGGCUUCAUGUCCGCCACAUCCUGCCAUGAAAGGCCACCCAUAGCACCACGGUUCGUCCGUCUCAUCGUUAAUGUGGUCGCGGACGGUUUUGUUUUUGUUUUGUAUUUUUUGGUGUGUGCUGGCUACUCGCAGCUUUUGAAAGAAAUGCAGAUUGACAGUGUCUGCUGUCGUACGUGCGUUUGAAAACAGUUUUCAGCGCAGCGUCGUUCGUAGUGGAUUCCGGGCUUCGGACGAUCAGCAAAGGCUCCGCUACGACCAGGGAAUUGUCAAGUUUUUUGUCACUUGUGUUUUUUUAGGUGGUGAAGAUGUCAAGUCUUCCACGUUCUCUGUGUGCGCGUGCAGUGUGUAGAAGGCAGAGACGACGGGGUUUGGCUGCGACAACACUCGAAAUACUCAACCCAAACGAGUUCGUUCCAUUCGUUUCCUUCAGCUUUGAUUGAGACUUCUGGACUGAUUGUCAAAAAACGUAGUAGUCCUGUUCACACGCCUCUAUUUCGUAGCAGAACAACGAAACGCGGUUUACAGCUGAAACGCUAGAGAACAGCAAUAUGGCUCGCGGUUCACUUGGUCAGCUUUUGAUCUGUGUUCUUGGCAUCUACGGUUCCUUUUUGUCUUGGGCUGUUCUACAGGAACAACUCAUGACAAAGCCGUAUGAAGGCGAACGUUUCCAAGCACCCAUUGUCCUCAGUCUUGCACAGGCGGCUGGAGCAGUCGUGUGCGGAAUCGUUUGGCAACUUACACGAGAAAAAACACUUCCUUUUGUGGUUAAGGAUGCGAAGCUCGUGUACUACUUUGCCAGAAUUGCGAUUACGGCCACUCUCAGUUCGUACUUCGGAUACGCCAGUAUGGCUCAUAUUUCUUACCCAAUGGUCAUUCUCGGAAAGUCUUGCAAACUGCUGCCUGUCAUGGCUUUGCAUGUGGUUCUGUACAAAAGACGGUUCCCCCCUCACAAGUACCUGAUUGUCAGUAUGGUCACGGCGGGUGUGGCCAUGUUUAGUUACUUUUCCAAGUCAUCCAGCAGCCGCACUGCGUCUGAGUCCGCAGACAGUAUUUGGGGUCUCUCGCUUUUGUUCAUGAACCUGCUCAUGGACGGGAUUACAAACACCACACAGGACAAGGUGUUUACACACUACAAGUUGUCCAGCAUAACCAUGAUGGUGGCUGUUAAUGUGGGUAUAUGCUUGCUCAACGGUGCUUACUUGCUCUCCCCGUGGUGCCAUCAAGAUCCAUGGUCAUUUAUACACGCUCAUCCUUCGGUGCUUUAUGACAUCGGUAUCUUUGGUGCCAUGGGCGCUAUCGGACAGUUGUUCAUCUUUUACACACUCGAAAAGUUCGGCAGCAUCACUUUAGUCACUAUCACACUCACACGGAAGGUUUUCACCAUGUUGCUUAGCGUAGUUCAUUUUCAUCACAAACUCAACCCACUGCAAUGGGUGGGUGUCUUGUUUGUGUUUUCCGGCAUUUCACUGGAAGCAUUCAUGAAAGCACAGGCAAAAAAGACAAAAUUAGUAGACAAGAAAAAAGAAUAACGGUACAGCCCAUUCCACACACACCAGAAAAUGGGAAAGAAAAACGGGGUUCGUUAGGACAUGUCGCACAUCCCAAACGUAACGAUCAUUCCAAUUUUUUUUCGCGACACAUAGAAAGAUGGCUAUGCCGAUCCCUCCGUUUGCAAAAUAAUGAGUAUGUGCAGGUAACGGUAAAUCUUGCUCACGAAUUCAGGCGCGUCUUCAUCGAGUGCAAGUUCGAGUUCUUUCAUAAGCUCUCCUGCACCCUUGCGCUGCCUCAAAUGCUCGAUGGUAUAUGUGAUGAGCGAUUGUUCUUGAAUACCAAUGUACUCGAUAAUCUUUUUGGUAACAAAGUUCGCCAAUUGAUUUGUCAAUAGCUCCUGUUGUUUGUGGUUAGCAUUGUUUGAUGAUAAAAGCAGAAGAACAAUUCCAUAACAUACCUCCGUAACAGCAUCCCAACGAACAGGUAAUGUCCACAAUUCUUCUGGAACCGUUGGAAUUUGAGCAAUGAGCUCCUGUAUACGUUUUUGUUUCGCCUUCUUGCUCUUUUUCCGUAGAAGCCUCUUUGUUUUUCGUCGAUUUCUCGUAGAGAGAAAGCAUAACACUUUCAUCCUCUUCGUCUUCCUCCUCUUCCGGCAGCAUGAGUUUUUCGGAAAGAUCGCGUUUCGCUGGUUGCUGCGCUGGUUGCAGAGAAAGUUUGACGGGACCUUCAUGGAAUGGCAUUUCACUAGUAAUUGUUUUUUCAUGAGCCGCCCCGCCGUUUGCAGAUGUAUCACGAUGUUGUGCAUUACGUUCAUCUGCACGUCUGUCUUGUUCAUCUGCAUCUUCCUCGCGCACUCGGGCAACUGCACGAUGGCGAAUCCAAGCAGCACGAUCGACGAAAUACUCAUCUCUGGAAGUGCGAGCCUCUUCGUCAUCAUCGAAUGUUGCCAGCUUUUCUGAGUAAUGUCUGCGCUGGGAGACCCUACGUGCCUCUUCAUCGUGUUCACGCAAGUCCUCACGUUCAAGAGCAGCGGCACGAGCACGUUCACGGUUGAACCAUCUGCGCUCGCGCGAGUAAAACGAUUCUUCUUCUUUGGCUUUUUCGCGUUCCUUUUCACGAUUUGCGAUUUCUUCGUCGGUCAGGUCGCUUGGGUAGGAUUCCUCCGCUAGCAACAUCGACUGUAAAGAGCUAGAAAGCUGUAAAAGCUUUUGUGCUACAGGACGUUUGAAAAGUGGUUCAAGUAGUUCUUGUUCAGCCUUCCGUUCGCGUUCUUUGAAUUCUCUCCGAAGUCGAGUAUACUCUUCCUGUGCUCGUUGUUUUUCGCGUUCCUUGAGCGCCGAACGAUCCCGAAAGCUACGAAUCUCAUUUUCAAUCAUGGGCAGCUGAUCUGGGUUAAUGCCUUCCAAAUCUGCGGCAUUAAUGGUAAUGGUGGACAUUUUACUUUCACGCAAUGCCCGUUCUUGUUUUUCUUUGGCCUGUUUGGCAGCUCGUUCGAUGCGUGCUCUAAUGUCUGGGUUUGUUAUAUCCAGAGAGAUUCUGUCUAAAUUGGCAUAGAUUUGUUGAAUAAUAGCAGAUUCGUGCUGAAUACGUGUUAGCAGCAUUCAUGUAAAUAAAUUAUCCUGUCAUACCUUGUUUUUGUAAUAACGAUUAUUUCUCCAA